ACCAAAAGACCCCUUCUGACGUUUCGAUCUGGCGUUAACCGGAGCGAUGCUUUCGUGUUCGUUCAUUUUGUAUUUACGCUGAAAAUUUAACAUUAAUCGGCAGUUUUAUCCUCCUAAACUAUAAUUUAAUCGGUGAAAAAGUAUCUCAGACGGUUGUUUAAUGCAGAAUUGUUCGGAUUAAAAGUGCUAAGUUAUCCUUGGAGUUCUGAAUCGCACUUGAACAACAAUCGCCAAGCAAGCAGCCCAGGGGAUGGAUUCGGACGAGAGCGGCUCGAAGGGGAAAGGCCGCGGUCGGGGUCGAGGAUCCCGUGGUGGCGCUCGAGGAAGAGGCCGUGGUCGUGGCCGAGGCCGGGGCAAGAAAGCAUCCCGAGUGAUAUCAUCCGAUGAGGAGGAGGAGCCAGUCGGCUCGCCAGAUCCCGAAAAGGACAUCACCGAUGAACCGGCGGAGAUUGCCUCGCCUCCGAAGGGAAGCGGAGGAGCGACGGUGACCGAGUCGGAAACGAUCAAGGAACCAUCGGUGGAGAAGGAUGUCACGGUGGAUGAGCCUAGCACAGUGAGUGGACCGAUUGUGAUCGAUAUGGAGGCGGAUAUUUCCCAGCUGGAAGCGCCGACGUUUACGACCAUAACGCGGGGCCCACCGGAACCGAUGUUGAGAUUGAAUUGGGACCACAAAGUGAACCUGAUCGGCGAGAAGGUCCUGAAUCCGAUGAUAUACAUCUGCGACCAGUGCAACAAGCCGAUCCUCAUCUACGGUCGGAUGAUUCCCUGUAAGCAUGUCUUUUGUUUGAAGUGCGCUCGCUCGGAGAACCUCAAGAUCUGUCCCCGCUGCAAGGAGAAAGCGGUCCGAGUGGAACAGACGGGUUUGGGUACCGUUUUCAUGUGUACCCACGGUGGAACUCGAUACGGAAGCACCGGUUGCCGCCGGACGUAUCUUUCACAGCGCGAUCUGCAGGCUCAUAUAAACCAUCGGCAUGUGACCAAUCCGCCACAGCCGGUGCCUCCGCCGGUCAUCCCCCAGGCACCUCAACCGCAGCAGAUCAUUGACACGAAAAACGUCGGGGUCACUAACUCUCCGGUGCGGAAGAAUUCCUGCGAACAGAUGAACUCUCCGAGGGCCACAGCCGGAGGGCAAGGUCCACUACCCCUCAACUACGUGACCAGCGGGUACGGGUCCUCAACUAGUGCUACUCAAUUGAUUCAUAACAUGUCCAUAAGUCCACAAACUGCGCAUCUCUCCGGUCGAUCGAACUAUACCCAGCAAUCGUCGCCGCAGCAUUCGACGGGCUCAUCCAGCUGGGGACAACAAUCGUCGCAAUACUACCGAUAGGUUCGUAGCAGCCCCAGGAAAUCGCCGUUUCUUUCGAAAGACGAACGUCACAGUAGAAGUAACAAUCAUUUCUCUGAUUAUUUAUACACUAAGAAUAAUGACAUUGCAGCAAAUACAUGUUUUAGAUAAAUCUAAUCUAAA
Aedes aegypti (yellow fever mosquito) is the source of this 1468-nucleotide messenger RNA. RefSeq lists its product as uncharacterized. The transcript is spliced from 3 exons. Gene Ontology annotation, biological process: regulation of cell adhesion; protein ubiquitination. The record is from RefSeq and is a predicted model, not a curated record. Gene Ontology annotation, molecular function: ubiquitin protein ligase activity. The coding region runs from base 251 to 1327 and encodes 358 amino acids. NCBI's taxonomy places the organism in Eukaryota, Metazoa, Arthropoda, Insecta, Diptera, Culicidae.